AUGUUCACAGCAACCGAGAUUGAGUGUAAAACGGCGACAAAUGAUUCUGAUCUAAUUGAGGAAACACUCUCAGAUAUUGAACACAACCAUCAAUACGGAAGUGAGAGCGAAGACAGUUUCGACAGUGUUUCUCCAGCAUCAGAAAAUUAUGAUGAUUACAAAGCAUUAGAAUGCCAUGCUAAAUCCGACGAGUCAGCACUUGCCAACACAUCCAAAAAACUAUGCGGGGUUUGUGGUAAAUUUGUAAACAAUAUAUCGAGACAUACCCUGAGCCAUACAAAAAAUAUAAAACACAAUUGCCCCUACUGCUCCAUCAAAAUUAUUGAUGGUUCGAAUUUGAUGCGACAUGUGCAGGCAGUACACCUGAAACUCAUAGUCAAAUCUUGCGAGAUUUGUGAUAAAGGUCUUACAAGUAUAAGUUCCUACAAGUCUCAUAUGCGCUCUCAACACGGAAUUGGAGAAUCUUAUAUUUGUAAGAUAUGUUCGAAAGAAUUUAGUCAUCCUAGUAGCUUACGAGACCAUUACAACAGAUUGCACACUACUGAGAGCAAAUUCAAAUGUUCGACUUGCGCAAGAGAAUUCAAAACCAAAAAAGAAGCAAAAAUCCAUAAUAGAGUACACUCAAAAAAUCAGCCAUUUGCAUGCAAUCAGUGUCCUAAACGAUUCAAAAGUACAAACGCCAGGAACAUUCAUCAAUUAACACAUAGCGGUAUCCUUUUUUCAUGUUUACUUUGCGACAAAUCCUAUCGAUAUAAAGCUUUGCUCAACGUUCACAUGAGAAAGUUUCACCAGAAAGAAAACGACGAAGGAACAACAGUUUAGGUAGAUAUCUGACAAUAUCGAACGAUUCACCGGCAUUCAGGUGUGAUUAAAAAAUAUGUCUUUAUCAACAAUGCAUUGUUUCAUAAACGAUCUCUUGCCUUACAGUUAAACGAUAAUGAAAAUAGUCGUACGCAUUUUGCUUAGAUUGUACGGACAA
Anopheles nili is the source of this 979-nucleotide messenger RNA. Its product is annotated as oocyte zinc finger protein XlCOF19-like. Bases 1 to 822 code for a protein of 273 amino acids. The transcript has 3 exons. Gene Ontology annotation, biological process: regulation of transcription by RNA polymerase II. Lineage: Eukaryota; Metazoa; Arthropoda; Insecta; Diptera; Culicidae. Gene Ontology annotation, molecular function: DNA-binding transcription factor activity; RNA polymerase II cis-regulatory region sequence-specific DNA binding. The record is from RefSeq and is a predicted model, not a curated record.